Messenger RNA from Zalophus californianus (California sea lion), 7012 nucleotides. It is a transcript of the gene GRID2IP, whose product is annotated as Grid2 interacting protein. The record is from RefSeq and is a predicted model, not a curated record. Lineage: Eukaryota; Metazoa; Chordata; Mammalia; Carnivora; Otariidae. The coding region runs from base 108 to 3749 and encodes 1213 amino acids. The transcript has 23 exons. Gene Ontology annotation, molecular function: protein binding.
GACCAGCGAGGAGGCUGGGAGACCAGUCCAGAAGAGGGACGAUAGUGGCUUGGACCACGGUGGUGGCAGUGGCGGUGGAGAGAAGCAGCCGCACCUCCAGCGCUGCCAUGCCGGCCACCAACCAGGGCUGGCCCGAAGACUUCGGCUUCCGGCUGGGCGGCUCGGGCCCCUGCUUCGUCCUGGAGGUGACAGAAGGGAGCAGCGCACACGCCGGGGGUCUGCGGCCCGGGGACCAGAUCCUGGAGGUGGAGGGGCUGGCCGUGGGUGGCCUGAGCCGCGAGCGCCUCGUGCGCCUGGCCCGGCGCUGCCCGCGCGUGCCUCCCAGCCUCGGCGUGCUCCCGGGCCCCGAGGGCGACGACCGAGGCACGGGAUCCGGCCGUGCGUCCCCGACCCCAGCCCUGCGACCCCCGCGCCCCGGCCGAGGCCUCUCCCUGGGCCGAGAGCUUCUGCGCCUGGCCCUCCGCAAACGCCCCGAGGCGGUGCACCGCGAGCGCAGGCGCAAGGCCCAGGAGUUCAGCCGCAAGGUGGAUGAGAUCUUGGGGGACCAGCCCACUGCCAAGGAACGGGUGUUCGCCGCCCUGAAGCAGUUUGCGGCUGAGCAGCGGGUAGAUGACCUGGUGUGGGCGCUCACCCUGGAGCUGCCCCGCGAGGCCCGCACGCCACUCCUGGACAACCUCAGGAUCUUCAUCCCCAAGAAGCACCGGGCGCGCUUCGACGAGGUGGUGUCGCAGGGUCUGCUGGGCAAGCUGUGCCGCGCCCGGAGGGCGCAGGGCGCACAGCGGCUGCGCCGGAGCCGCAGCGAGGAGCGGCCCGAGCGCCUCCUGGUGUCCACUCGAGCCAGCGCCGCCCCGCGCCGCCCCGACGAGCCGCCCCCGCGCAAGGCUGCCUCGCUGCUGGGCGGCCGCGCGGGCCCGGGGGGCACGCGCAGGACAGUCCGAGUCUACAAGGGCAACAAGAGCUUCGGCUUCACGCUGCGCGGUCACGGGCCUGUCUGGAUCGAGUCUGUCCUGCCUGGGAGCCCAGCUGACAAUGCGUCCCUCAAGUCAGGCGACCGCAUCCUCUUCCUCAAUGGACUGGACAUGAGGAACUGCUCCCAUGACAAGGUGGUAUCCAUGCUUCAAGGUAGUGGCGCGAUGCCCACACUGGUGGUGGAGGAGGGGCUCGUCCCAUUUGCCAGCGAUUCCGAUUCCUUGGAUUCCCCCAACCCGUCCUCGGCGCUCACCUCCCUGCAGUGGGUGGCAGAGAUCCUGCCCUCCAGCAUCCGGGUGCAGGGGAGGACUUUCAGCCAGCAGCUGGAGCACCUACUCACGCCUCCCGAGCGCUAUGGGGUCUGCCGGGCCCUUGAGAGCUUCUUCCAGCACAGGAACAUUGACACCCUGAUUGUGGACGUCUACCCAGUGCUGGACACACCUGCCAAACAAGUUCUUUGGCAGUUCGUCUACCAGCUGCUGACUUACGAGGAGCAGGAGCUCUGCCAGGAGAAAAUUGCAUGUUUCCUGGGCUACACGGCCAUGACAGCAGAGCCGGAGCCUGAGCCGGACCUGGAGCCGGAGCCCGAGCCCGAGCCUGAGCCAGUGCCCGAGUUGCAGCGGCGGAGCUCCCUGAGAGCCUCGUCCAUGUGUCGCCGCAGCCUCCGGUCCCAGGGCCUGGAGGCCAGCCUCAGUUGCGGUCCCGGCGACUGCCCCGAGAUGCCUCUUCCUCUAAUCCCGGGCGAGCGCCAGGCAGGCGACGGCACAUCCCUCCCCGAGACCCCCAAUCCUAAGAUGAUGUCAGCCGUCUAUGCGGAGCUCGAGUCCCGACUGAACAGCAGCUUCAAAGGGAAGGUGGGGACCACGUCCAGAUCCCGUGCCUCCCCACCAGGGCCCAGCCCGGCAGGCCCAGCAGGGCCCAGGACCCUGUCCAGCGUCUCGUGGCCCAGCGAGCGGCUCCUGCCCUCCCCCUGCUACUACCCACUGUGUUCAGGGGGCCUGGCCUCCCCCAGCAGCUCUGAGUCCCACCCCUACGCCAGCCUGGACAGCAGCAGGGCGCCCUCCCCACAGCCAGAACCUGGGCCCAUCCGCUCCGACAGCCCCCCCAGCCCGGACCCUGCCCGCCCACCCAGCCGCAGGAAGCUCUUCACUUUCUCCCGCCCCGUGCGAAGCCGGGAUACUGACCGCUUCCUGGAUGUGCUGAGUGAGCAGCUGGGCCCCCGGGUCACUGUCGUGGAUGAUUUCCUGAGCCCUGAGAAUGAUUAUGAGGAGAUGAGCUUCCACGAUGACCAGGGAAGCUUUGUGACCAAUGAACGGAGCAGCGCUAGUGAGUGCAUCAGCAGCAGUGAGGAAGGCAGCUCCCUGACCUACUCCUCCAUCUCGGACCACAUCCCCCCACCCCCGCUCAGCCCCCCGCCUCCACCACCUCUGCCCUUCCAUGACCCCAAGCCCAGCUCCCGCACCCCUGAUGGUCCCCGGGGCCCUGCUCAGGUGCUGGCCAAGCCCCUUACCCAACUCAGCCACCCAGUCCCUCCACCGCCCCCGCCACCCCUGCCCCCACCGGUGCCCUGUGCACCCCCCAUGCUGUCCCGGGGCCUGGGCCACCGCCGAAGUGAGACCAGCCACAUGAGUGUCAAGCGCCUGCGGUGGGAGCAGGUGGAGAACUCGGAAGGCACCAUCUGGGGUCAGCUCGGGGAAGAUUCUGACUAUGACAAGUUGAGCGACAUGGUGAAAUAUCUCGAUUUGGAGCUCCACUUUGGCACCCAGAAACCUGCCAAGCCGGUGCCUGGGCCUGAGCCCUUCAGGAAGAAAGAGGUGGUGGAGAUCCUGUCUCACAAGAAGGCCUACAACACCUCCAUCCUGCUGGCUCACCUAAAGCUGAGCCCCGCGGAGCUGCGGCAGGUGCUCAUGAGCAUGGAGCCCCGGCGCCUGGAGCCCGCGCACCUGGCGCAGCUGCUGCUCUUCGCGCCCGACGCCGACGAGGAGCAGCGCUACCAGGCCUUCCGCGAGGCGCCCGGCCGCCUCAGCGAGCCGGACCAGUUCGUCCUGCAGAUGCUAUCGGUUCCCGAAUACAAAACCCGCUUGCGCAGCCUCCACUUCCAAGCCACCCUACAAGAGAAGACAGAGGAGAUCCGGGGCAGCCUGGAGUGCUUGCGCCAGGCCUCCCUCGAGCUCAAGAACAGCCGGAAACUCGCCAAGAUCCUGGAGUUUGUGUUGGCCAUGGGCAACUAUCUCAACGAUGGACAGCCCAGAACCAACAAGACCACUGGCUUCAAGAUCAACUUCCUGACAGAGCUCAACUCCACCAAGACUGUGGAUGGGAAGUCCACAUUCCUGCACAUCCUUGCCAAAUCACUGAGCCAACACUUUCCAGAACUCCUGGGCUUUGCUCAGGACCUGCCCACUGUGCCCCUGGCUGCCAAAGUGAACCAACGGGCCCUGACCAGUGACCUGGCUGACCUCCAUGGCACCAUCAGUGAGAUACAGGCUGCUUGCCAGAGCAUGUCCCCCUCCAGUGAGGACAAGUUUGCUGUGGUCAUGACGUCCUUCCUAGAGACGGCCCAGCCGGUGCUGCGGGCCCUGGAUGGGCUGCAGCGCGAGGCCAUGGAGGAGCUGGGCAGGGCGCUGGCCUUUUUUGGCGAGGACUCCAAAGCCACCACCUCCGAGGCCUUCUUUGGCAUCUUUGCAGAGUUCAUGAGCAAGUUCGAGCGAGCACUCAGUGACCUGGAGGCUGGGGAUGGCCCACGCAGCUCAGGGAUGGUUUCACCCCUGGCCUGGUGACCUGCGGAGCUGUCCUGCCUGAGGCCCGUUCCAGUGGCCUGGAGCAGCCCAAAGCGGCCUGGGUGUGGGAGAUGGGGCCCGGCCUCCCCGUGUCUCCAGCUACCUCAGCCAUCAGGCUCUGGGCACCGGGAAAGUGCAGGGUCCGCUGGGUUCCCCUCUGUGGGCCUUGGCCCUGGCUGUGGCACCCACCGGGGGUAUGGGGCAGAGAGGAGGCGCCAACUCGCCGGGGAAUGUGAACCUUGGCUGCCCGCUGGCGUGCUCACACCGGGAGGCCUGGCUUUGCCCCGCCUCACUCUGGGCCUUGCAGCAGGUGCUGGCUGUGCACACCCUCAGGACUCUGGUCUGGUCCCAGGGAGGGGUGGCGGGGCUGUGACCCGCGAGGGGACUGUGGGUCGGCCCCUACCCUGGGGCGGCGUCUGCUGUCUGCCCCUCCGAGCUUGGCCAGAGCACACCCUGCCCCAAGCAAGGACAUCCGAAUCUCCUUUUGGAGCCUGCUUGCAGUGGGCUGGAGGGACGCCCUUGCAGAACACGCAUCCUGGAGCCUGGAGAGGGUGACAGAAGCCCUGGAACAUGCCAUGCCAGUGGGCACAAUAGGCCUUGAGGUCUCCCACCCAGCCCCGGCCUCCUGGGGCUGCUUGGAAGAAAGGGGGAGAAAGGACAGCCCUAGGUGCAGGGACCUGGGGGCCUGUGCACCCAACCUGGGUCUUGGAAGCUGGAAAAACCUGCGGCUGGCUGCAGCCCAGAAGCAGGGCCGGCAGGACAGGUGCCAGGCAGGGAUACAGGGGAGGACUGGAUUGGGAAGACACGCUACGUCAGGCUGGAGAACUGAGGGUUUUUAUCCAGCAGACAAAUUUAAGUCCAGUUUGGGGAGCCUGAGAGUGGGAUGGCAUGGGCAAGGUAGGGGCAGGGAGAAUGGGAAGAUGUUCAGGUGCUGGGUGAGCAGGACUCAGGCUGGUUGCCUGGCUGGGUCGUGGUGAUGUUCCCUGGAAUGGGUCACAUGAGCAGAGCAGGUGUUGGACUGGAUGGCACAGUGGGACAUGGUUGGGAUCCCAGAGGCUGUUUCACACGUGUAUCUGGAGGCCCUGGGGAGGUCGGCGGGUAGGGGAGACAGGGAGCAGGGGUGCUGUGGGUGGGGAGGAUGGGUUAAUUUCCUCCAUCCUUCCCAUGCUCCCUUUGGUGGUUUUGGGCAUCAGGUAGAUUCCUGUUGCCUCUUUCCUCAACUUUCUUCCAGAGAAGUCUGAAACGGGCUUUAAACUCGUCUCUUGGAUUCUUUUUCUCUCCCUACAUUCAAAUGUCUAAUGUUGCUCUUGGACAGUAUUUGGGACCCAUUCAGUUCUUGGCAGUCUCCCACAGACUGCUCUUUGAGACCAUGUAUGUUCUUUCCUUGUGAGUGGGGAGCUCACAGCCACCCUGUAAACCUGGGGCGCCGGGGGGAGGGGGCUCAGCGGGUGAAACGUCUGACUCUUGGUUUCAGCUCAGGUCAUGAUCUCAGGGCCGUGAUGUUGAAUCCCGUGUCAGGCUCCGUGCUGGGUGUGGAGCCUGCUUAAGAUUCUUUCUCUCCCUCUCCUUCUGUCCCUCCCCACCCUCCCUAAGCAGCUUUACUAGUCAUACAGGUCUCUCUCCCACGUCUGGGGCCUUGGCUGAGACAGCUGGGACAGCUCCAUGGGGCCUCCCACCCCCAGCCAAAUAGCCAGGAUGGUUCCCAUGGUGGAGGCAAGGGUCCAAGAGAACCAAAGUCACAGAAAACCCCUUGAGGUCUAAGCUCAGACCUCAGACCUGGCACACCACCGUUCCACCACAGUCUCCUGCCAAGUGACAAGGCCAGCCCAGAUUCUAGGGGAGGGCUAAUAGGCUCCACUCUUGAUGAAAGACGAUGCCAAGUCACAUGGCAGGGGGUGUGGAUUCAGGAGAAUCAGGGCCAUUUUCGCAUCACUCUACCACCUGCCCGCUUGGCCAGACAUCCCGGGACAGAUCCCAGCCUCUAAAUCCUCAGUGGUCUCGGUCCUGCCAGCUCAGUUCUGGUUAGCCAUCUCUGCAGUUCCUCCAGGUGGCAUGCUUCUCCCUCUUUCUUAACUAGUCACCCAUUACCUAGUCUCCUGACUCUACUCCAUGCAGGGGACAGCAACGCUCUGCACCUGCCUAGGCUGAUUAGUCUCCCGUCUGCUGGGGAAAGCACCCUGACUUUCAUUUGAGAAAUUAUCCCUCCCCCACUCACAGGCCCUGAGCAGUGCUGAUUGGACAAGGAUGGUCUCGUGACUCUGGCUGGGUGGCUCAGAGUCCAGUUAAGACCCAAGUUUGCACUGUUUGGAAAGGGAGGCUCCCUCUCUUCUGGAUAAAUCAUUGGAUGUAUAGAGGGUGGAACCCUGGAUGGGGCUGCGAGGACCACUGUGUGGAGGACACUUGCCUGGGUAUAAAGCCAAUACAGGGAAGAAGAGGAGAGAAGACCACUCCAUACAUCUCUUUGUUCUGGAUCCAACCAUGCCUGAGGCAGACUUCUGGACUUGUUGGUCUCUGAGCCAAUACAUUUCGCCUCCAUUUGUAAACUUUUAAAAUUUAUUUUAGUUUUUUGGGUUAGGCUGGUUUGAAUGGGUUUCUGUCGCUUGCAACACUAAGAGCAUUGGCUAAGAACACCCAUCCACAGAUGGUUAUGGAUGUUCAGUCUUUUCACAUCCUCAAUGAGCGCUCUUCAUAAUUGCAUUGGCCAACAUUUUUGACUGCCUACUAUGUGCCAGGCACCAUACCGAGUACAAAUAUCUUGUGGGUCAGCCUCUCUGAGUUUGGUUUUCUAGGGUUCUACAUCAUGGUGAUUCUAUACCCGAGUCGGUACAAAGCCCUAUAUGUGAGCCCAUAUGUGCACCAUGUCCCCCCAGCAACUCCUCACCAAGUGACAAGCUGUGAAUGGAAACAUUUAUGCCCCAGGAAUUUACUUAUUUCUCAAUAAUACUACCCAAAUAACAUAGCCUAAUUACAUGCCGCCUUUCCUAAUCACACAUGUUUACUAGGUAGUGUGCCCAACAUUUUACGUAUUUCGGCUCAUUUCAUGUUCACAGUAACCCUCUAAGAUGGGUUUUUGUCCUCUCAUUUUUACAAAUAAAAAGUGAAACUCAGGAAGGUUUGUGACUUUCUGCAUCAAAAACUCAGCCCCCCUGUCUACAUGAAAGCCCAUCCUCUGUGCGGAAAUGUCUUCUUUGUUUUGCUCAACACAAUUUUACAAAUGUACACGUAUGUAUUUCUAAUCUCGACCUGCUAUCUCCCUGACAGGA